Paramecium tetraurelia is the source of this 2136-nucleotide messenger RNA. RefSeq lists its product as uncharacterized. The transcript is spliced from 7 exons. The record is from RefSeq and is a predicted model, not a curated record. Gene Ontology annotation, cellular component: nucleus. Gene Ontology annotation, molecular function: double-stranded DNA binding. Gene Ontology annotation, biological process: reciprocal meiotic recombination. NCBI's taxonomy places the organism in Eukaryota, Ciliophora, Oligohymenophorea, Peniculida, Parameciidae.
AUGGGGUAUUAUUAUCUGCAAUAGUAAGGAUUGGAACGGGUCGACGUAUUUGGUUAAAUAGUAUUUCUUCGUAUGAAUAAACAAGCCUAUUUUCGAACCAAGAUAGGAGGUACAAUAUCAUUGGCAGUGUUAUUUUUAAUGAUAUAUUUCUACUCUUAAAGUUUACGAUCUUUUUUCCUUAAAGAACAACUAAGAGUUAUCUCAGCCAAUUAAUAUGAAGACGAAGUCUAGUCAAUCUAAUUAGACCAAUCCGAUUUCAUGUUUGCUUUUAAAAUAGAGUAAAAUAAUUUUACUACAUCACCUUUCUUUAAUUUAACACUGGAAUAAAAGUAAAUUGAUGAAAAUGAUAUUCAAGAAAAUAUUAAAGAUUACCAAAUGGCCAAUAAAACAAAAUAUCAACCAUCAUACCUCUGGUGCCUUGUACAAGUGAGAGAUUUCAAUCCACUUUCUCUAGAUAUGGGAUUGAUUUUGUAGAGAAUUUCAAUAGUUUUGGAAUUGGUGAUUUUUUAUGUCCCGAGUAAAAUGUAUAACAAAUAUACUAGGUACAAUAACACAAUAUUUGUUGGAGGCACUUACACAAGCAGUGAUUUCCAAUUUUUGACCCUAACCAUAUCACAUUGCGAAAGUAAUGAAUAAAUUUCAUGUGCGUCAAAAGAAACAGUAGAUUAAUAUUUUUCAAGUACUGGUUCAUUUAAACUACAAAUUUACACUAUCAAUUAAAUAAUUAAUCCGUACAAAUAAAGAUAUGGAUCAGCAUUUUUGGAUGAUCAGAUAUAUUUCACAUUUGUACCCAAUCAACUCAAUCGAAAAGCUAACAUAUACUUUAGGAAAUAUGAGUUCAUUAAUGAUGAAAGUCUAUUGCCGUUCAGGUAUCAAUCCUAAUUAUCAAGUGAUAUAUAAGAAGAUACAGUUUUCCUAAUUGAUCAAUCUGACAUUAAGGAGAUGUCAGACAUUGGCACCACUCUUGAUGCAUCAUAUGCAACCUUCAAUUUUCGAUUAAAUCCAUUCAAGACUAAAUUCACUCGAAGUUUCUAAAAAAUUGAUGAGCUUUUAUCCAAUCUAGGUGGUAUCUAGUAGAUAUUCUUCUUCUUCAUUGGAUUACUUGUUGGUAUUUACAAUAGAAUACAAUUUUUGGUUGAAUUGGCUAACAAAUUAUUUGAAUUUUAAUUGGAUUCAUCUAUUUAGAAUAGAUAAUACCAGGAAAAUCUUGAAUUGAUUGAUGAAUUCAUCUAACAUAGAGAAAAUCAUCUCCACGUAAAUUCUAAUGCAGAAAUAGAUGAAAUAGACAAUUAAUAGGUCGAGGACAAACUCUCACCUGAUAUCUCGCAAAGAUAUAAUUUACUGAAUUUAUUUUUAAAUACUGGAGGCAUGGUAUAAAAACCUACUAAUCAAACAAAAUCAAGCAAAGAAACCAGCAAGCAACAUUACAUUCUGGCUGAAAAAUUGAAGUUCAUAUCUGGGCUGGAUUACUUCCAAAAACAAAUAAUAAAAAUAAUAGAACGGCAGAAACCGAUUUUUUUAGAUUUUCAGAUUUUAUGCAAUUAUAUUAGUUGUGGCAAACUAUUUAAAAAUUAACCAAAAGUUAUUCUGAUGAACAAAGCUUUUGACAACAUAAUUGACUAAUUAGAUGUACAUCAUAUAUUAUUGAAGUUGAACGAAUUAGAAAAACUCAAAGAAACUAUUUUGAAUUAUAAAUAAUUGAUGAUGUUCAAUUUUACUCCCAAACCUUUAAUAAAUCUUGAUAGCAUUACCAAGGAACCUUCAAGACAGCUCAUUGAACAAAUAGUGAAGUCUCCUGAGGCUAUGGAUAAGACUGAUUCUGAUACUAUUGAAAUGAUUAAUUAUAAGAAAAUGAGCAGAAAUUAACCAAAUCUUUUUGGGGAUUACUUAAUUUACUCAAAAAUAUUCAAUGCAUAUGAUGAUAUAUUACAAUCUAGUGAUACGGUAUAUUCAAAUAAAGCAUUGAUUCAAAAACUUGGACCUGAGUUAUAGAUAGUGUUUAAGUUGUCCAAGUUGAUAGAUAUACAACAUAAAAUUUAUCAUAAACAAAAACAUCCUACUAGGAGAGGAGCUGUGUAGUAGGAAGAGGAAGAUCUCUGUGUAAAAAUGUUUGAUUAACAGAGCCAAUAGAAUUGA